GUGGUCUCCGCGUGCGCAUGCUCAGUGUCCUCUCGACAAGUUGGCAGCAACAACACGGCCCUGGUCGUCGUCGCCGCUGCGGUAACGGAGCGGCUCGGGUGGCGGAGCCCGCGUUCGCGCCCGCCCGCUCUCCUCGAGAGGUCUUUCCCGCCCUCCCCUCGGCUCCGCGGCCGCCGAGGGGGUUAUCCUGAAUACCACAUGUCUAAGGAUUUUCCUUGCAACAUUAGCCAUUGUUUUUCACUGCCUCCAGAAGAUCAAUAUUGCUUUGGAAGUUGGAGGCAUAUUUGAUUUAAAAGAAGAAACUUGACAAAUGGACAAUAUGUCUAUUACGAAUACACCAACAAGUAAUGAUGCCUGUCUGAGCAUUGUACAUAGUUUGAUGUGCCAUAGACAAGGUGGAGAGAGUGAAACAUUUGCAAAAAGAGCAAUUGAAAGUUUGGUAAAGAAGCUGAAGGAGAAAAAAGAUGAAUUGGAUUCUUUAAUAACAGCUAUAACCACAAAUGGAGCUCAUCCUAGUAAAUGUGUUACCAUACAGAGAACAUUGGACGGAAGGCUUCAGGUGGCUGGUCGGAAAGGAUUUCCUCAUGUGAUCUAUGCCCGACUCUGGAGGUGGCCUGAUCUUCACAAAAAUGAACUAAAACAUGUUAAAUAUUGUCAGUAUGCAUUUGACUUAAAAUGUGAUAGUGUUUGUGUGAAUCCAUAUCACUAUGAACGAGUUGUAUCACCUGGAAUUGAUCUCUCAGGAUUAACACUGCAGAGUAAUGCUCCACCAAGUAUGUUGGUGAAGGAUGAAUAUGUUCAUGACUUUGAGGGACAGCCAUCGUUAUCCACUGAAGGACAUUCAAUUCAAACCAUCCAGCAUCCACCAAGUAAUCGUGCAUCGACGGAGACAUAUAGCACCCCAGCUCUGUUAGCUCCCGCUGAAUCUAAUGCUACCGGCACCACCAACUUUCCCAACAUUCCUGUGGCUUCCACAAGUCAGCCUGCCAGUAUACUGGCAGGCAGCCAUAGUGAAGGACUGUUGCAAAUAGCUUCAGGGCCUCAGCCAGGACAGCAGCAGAAUGGAUUUACUGGUCAGCCAGCUACUUACCAUCAUAACAGCACUACCACCUGGACUGGAAGUAGGACCGCACCAUACACACCUAAUUUGCCUCACCACCAAAACGGCCAUCUUCAGCACCACCCGCCUAUGCCGCCCCAUCCCGGACAUUACUGGCCAGUUCACAAUGAGCUUGCAUUCCAGCCUCCCAUUUCCAAUCAUCCUGCUCCUGAGUAUUGGUGUUCCAUUGCUUACUUUGAAAUGGAUGUUCAGGUAGGAGAGACAUUUAAGGUUCCUUCAAGCUGCCCUAUUGUUACUGUUGAUGGAUAUGUGGACCCUUCUGGAGGAGAUCGCUUCUGCUUGGGUCAGCUCUCCAAUGUCCACAGGACGGAAGCCAUUGAGAGAGCCAGGUUGCAUAUAGGCAAAGGUGUGCAGUUGGAAUGUAAAGGUGAAGGUGAUGUUUGGGUCAGGUGCCUUAGCGACCACGCAGUCUUUGUACAGAGUUACUACUUAGACAGAGAAGCCGGCCGUGCACCUGGAGAUGCUGUUCAUAAGAUCUACCCAAGUGCAUAUAUAAAGGUCUUUGAUUUGCGUCAGUGUCAUCGACAGAUGCAGCAGCAGGCAGCCACUGCACAAGCUGCAGCCGCCGCCCAGGCAGCAGCCGUGGCAGGAAACAUCCCUGGCCCAGGAUCAGUAGGUGGAAUAGCUCCAGCUAUCAGUCUGUCUGCUGCUGCUGGAAUCGGUGUUGAUGACCUUCGUCGCUUAUGCAUCCUUAGGAUGAGUUUUGUAAAAGGCUGGGGACCGGAUUACCCAAGACAGAGCAUCAAAGAAACGCCUUGCUGGAUUGAGAUUCAUUUGCACCGGGCCCUCCAGCUCCUAGAUGAAGUACUUCACACCAUGCCUAUUGCAGACCCACAGCCUUUAGACUGAGGUCUUUAACUCUUGGGGCCCUUAACAUUAUCAGGAUGGUGGACUAUAAAAUACAAUCCUGUUUAUAAUCUGAAGAUAUAUUUCACUUUUGUUCUGCUUUAUCUUUUCAUAAAGGGUUGAAAAAUGUAUUUGCUGCCUUGCUCCUAGCAGACAGAAACUGGAUUAAAACAAUUUUUUCCCCCUAUUUAGAACUUUUCAAGCAUGGCUCAGAGCUUGAAGAUCAGGAAAAACACAUUUUUAUGAAAUCUUCACCAGUUAUGUAUGAAGGAAUCAUUCCAGUGCUGGAAAAUUUAGUCCUUUAAAAUGUCUUAGAGCCUUUUAUAUGCAGAACAUUGAUAUGUGUGUGGUUCUACAGCAUAAAUUUAAUAUUGCUGAUUUUAAAGGCAAAGAAGUUCUCAAAGUUAAUUCACCUGUCAUUUUGUGUGUAAGUUGUUAUCGUUGAACAUACUUUAUUCCAAAAUAUUGUGCCAUGUGGGUGAGUUAAUUUUACCAGGAGCAACUUUACUCUGUGUUUAAAAAACAAGGUAGUAUGUAUUAUAACCUUUUAUCCAAAAUACUUUUUGCAAGUUAAACUAGUGAAGAUGAUUUCAAUUCAGAUUGUCUUGCAACUUCAGUUUUAUUUUUGCCAAGGCAAAACACUAAUCUGUGUGUACACUGAGAAUUUCUUAAAAUUACCAGACAAAGAUAUAUCAUUUAAAAUUACGUUUGUUGUCCCUAUUGGAUGAUUGUUUAUCAACAAAUAUACUAUUGCCCUGUACAACAGUAGAUGUAUUCUCUGUUUCUAGGCUCAAGGUUGGUUACUAAGCCUAGAAGAGGAAUUUCUUUUCCUUUAUUAAUUCAUAGGGAAAGGUUUUGUAUUUUUAAAAACACUAAAAGCAGUGUCACUCUACCUAAUAUCACUUCUGCAAAGGUGGCAAUGCUUAAACUAAAUAAUAAGUAUUUUGGAAACUGCUAAAUUCUAUGUUAAAUACUGUGCAAAAUAAUGGAAACAUUAUAGUUCAUAAUAGGUAGUUUGGAUAUUUUUGUACCUGAUUUGAAGUGUGACUUUUUUUUUCAUAAUACUGUUUAAAUCGUGUAUGUUAUGACAUCAUUUAAAAUUCAGUUUUUGUAUCUUGGGGCAAGACUGCAAACUUUUUUAUACCUUUUGGUUAUUCUAAGCCCUUUGCCAUCAAUGAUAUCGUAUCAAUUGGCAGUGACUUUGUAUAGAGAAUUUAAGUAGAAAAGUUGCAGAUGUGUUGACUGUACCACAGACACAAUAUGUAUGCAUUUUACGUAGCUAGUAGCAUAAAUAAAACUGAAUCUCGACAUACAAAGUUGAAUUCUAGAUUUGAUUUUUAAGAUUUUUAUCCAUUGCACUUUUGAGUCCAAUCUCAGUGGCAAGACACCUUCUAUUAAAUGACAGGCAGCAGCCAGUUCUAUUGGGCAGCUUUGGUUUUUCCUUCACAUUCUACCAGGACUUCCAUAUGGACAUGAUGUAUCAUGUGUAAAGUUGGUUAUUUUUUUUAACUUUUAUUUUACUAUAGCAAAAAUAGGCCUGAGUGUCUAUAAGAUAAAUAGAUUAUCUACAGGAUAAAUAGUGUGAAAUAAAAUCAAGGAUUAUCUUUCAGAUGCUUUUACUUUUUGCUUGGAGGGCCUUUAUAAGUUUAAUAAAAUUCUUUACGGUGUGUUAUACAUUUGAGCUAUAGAAACACUUAAUGCAUGAUAGUCCUCCUUUUAUUAACUGAAAUGAACAAGUCUUAUUAUUGCCUUGCUCCAAAGGUUUUCUUAGUAAGACCAUUCUAGAAACCACUGAGUUUGCUUACUGUUAGGAUUUAAACAUUGAUCUUGAUCUAAGCUACAUGUCUUUUGACUUUUAAAUAACUUCUCUACCAACUCAUUUGUGCUCUUGAGUACUUACAAAUAUUUUUGGUAAAGAUCUCAUUUUCAUCUGUAAAAGUUUAAUGAUUUAAGUUUUAUUGGCAGAUUUAUAAAAAGAUACUUCUCUAGAAAUUGUUUUUAGGUCCAUUUUAUUGUGAAUGAGGAAUAGGAGUGAGAGUUUUUGAAUAAUAGAUUUUUUAAAAAAUCCAGAUGAUUUGAUUAAAACCUUAACCAUGCAUUGAUAUAACGUUGCCUCCUUUUCUACUUUAGGUAAGGUUUUCAUGUUUAACCAUCUGGAGAGAGUAUGUGGAAAAUAUUUGCUAAGAAGUAUCUCUUUGGAGCCAAGCCACUUGUCUUGGUUUCUUUCUACUAAAAGCCAUAAAAUAUAGAAGAACUUGUAGUUAUUACUUAUAUUUGUACUUCGAGUCAGUCAUGUGCUUUUGAGAAAACAUCUAGUAUGUUAUCCUGAGAGCUUGGUUGUUGAAACUGUAUUUCUGUUACUUAGAGGUGGUCAUCUUUGAUUAGUAAGAUGAAAGACUCUUACUAGUUUUAAAAUUUUAUGUCUGCUUUAAGGGUAAAAUAAUUUCUGCAGUUCUCAGAAUCUGAUUACUAUGAGGAUAUUAUUCUGGGUGGGAUUUCUCUAGCUAAUUCAUAUCUUAAAGACUCUCAAGCUAUUGAAUUUUAGUGAAAACUGAAUGAGAGGUGAACCAAUUACUUACAGUAUGAGACCCAUUCCAUUUUUGUCCAGUGCCUUUCAGUGCAUUAUCAAAGGAAAUCCUUAAUGGUGUUGCCUUUAUUUUCCGGGGAGUAGAUUCUUUCGUGGGAUAUAGUUUAUCUUGUUUUUUAUAGUUUAUUGUCCCUGGUAUGAUAAUAAAUCACUGCCAUAUACCCUUGCUUUACCAGAAACACAGCUCAUCUGUAUUGCCCUAACCGCUAAAUAGAUUGCCUAUCUCAUUUCUCCUGUAAACAGUACAGGUUUACAAGUUGCAUGGUCUGUCUUAAGGAUAAUCUGUACUUGAAGCAUCCAAGUAGACUGAACACCACGUUAGCUGUGUUGUAUUUCAAAGUUAAAAAUCCGUUUUUGUGGGGAAGGGUGUGAUGUGUAAAGGGGGAGUAUUUGUAGUAGAAAUUUUGAAGGCAAAAUGUCCUGUCUUCCAGAUAAUAAAUAUCUUACUAUCUUAAAAGUUUAUUGCUAAUUAUAAGAAGGUGAGUUGCAGGUAUCUUUUUGACUGUAGUUAUCUGGGGAAGGAAAAUUAUAUAUUUUUCCAUAAUACUCCUUAAUUAUCUGUGGAGGUUAAGGAAUAAAUGGUAAGAUUUUUCUGGUGGUAACUGGUUAAUAGUUACUUACUAGCUAUUUUAUGCAAAGUUGGAUUAGUUCACACCCCUUUUGAGAGCCUUUGAAAGAAGCAGUUUUAUUCUCUGAGUAGGGCAGAGUUAUUUGUGGUGUUAGUUUCAGUAGUUUGCUUGCUUCAUCAUUGUCAUUUUAUUGGUAUUUUAUUUAGUGAGAGCAGAUUAGGAAAAUGGUGAAUUUAGAUUCCUGAGGUACAUGAGUAUAUGAAAGCAGUUACUUGAAAUGUCAGUUAACAACUCUUAUAAGUGGGGCUUGGCUGAGACUAGAAGGUAACACUUUAGAUGAAGAAAUGCUUUAUUUUUUUUUCUAAAGGUAGACGUAUGUUGUUGCAGAUAAUUAUCUGUAAAUAAUCUCCUAAAUCUGCCUUUGCAAGAUUAUAGAGAAUAUGCUAUGAGAUUUUUGUGCAAGCUUUUCUCCCCCCCCCCCCCCGAUAAUAGGUAAUUUUUUUCUUCUAAUAUGCCAGGAAAGAUGUAAAAAAUCAGUGGCCUUACUCAUAGCAGCAUCCUAGGCCCAGCUUUCUCCCUAGCACUUGUCCCAGUGCUACUAGGUUGUUUUAUCUUGUUUAUUUGGUAUCACUGUGGAAUGAAAUUUUCCACAUAAUCCAAAUAUGCCUUAUUUAAGCAGCAAAACUUUUUUAUUUUAGUCAUUUUUUUGAUGGAGUUAUUUAAUAUGCAUAUCAGAGAGUAUACUGGAUAUAACAUUUCUUUUUGUGCUUAGCUGUCUUUGUGGACCUCAGGGGCUUCCAAGACAGGCAAGACUGUUUUGCCUUUACUAAUUGGUCUCAGAUGGCUAUGGUUUUGAAUUCUUGGUCUUUUUUUUUUUUUUUUAACCCCCCUCUCCCCUCAUUGUCUUUUCCCUUUCUGACAGCUAUCACUUCAUGUGUGGUUGUUAGUGUGCCUCUCCUUAGUAUUUUCUUCUUCCGUUUCCAAUUCAUUGCUUGGGCAAGGAAACCAGGUAACCAAACUUAAUAGAACUUUCUUUGAAACACAAAUUCUGGGACAGGACCCAAGACACUUCCUUGUAUAGUGUUGAAAAAGACUUCAGUAUAUUGUCAUUUGGCAUUGGUUUGACUACUUAGAGUGCUUCCUGAUGCUUGCUGAGUUUCAGGUAGUUGAGGUAGAGAGAAGUGAGUUAUAUUCAUAUUUUCCCACUUAGAGUAAUGUUUUUGAAAGGUUUCAUUAUAUCCACUUGAAUGCUGCUCAUACAAAAAGUGGGGUUACAAGGGUUACUAAAUUAGUAUCAGUAGACAGGGGCAGUACCAUUGCCUAAAGGACACCAACAAACAACACAACACAGUACAACAAAACAAACCUUGGAAAAUGAGAGGGUCAUUUUUGUUUUGUUUUGGUGUCCCCUUUUAAGCCCUACCUUCUGAUCUUCUUCCUCUACAGAUAUUUUUGACCUAUAGGUGCCUUUAUGAAAAUUGAGAGUGUUAAUAUCCUGCCCCAAGGAGUAGCUAAAGUAAUUUCUGAUGUUUUCAGUGGUUUUCACAUCAGACUUGAAUGAAUGAAUGAAGCUUUUUUCCUUUUUUUUUUUUUAAAUAUAGGAAGACCUGAAGAGAAAACUUCUGUGAAGACAAUCAUUUCUCUCAGUUGAUGUGAAUAUUUUUCACACAGUUUAUUUAAGAUGCUUUCUCAAUAGGUCCAGGGCCAGUGUUCUUGUUCAACCUGAAAUGAAUGGCUCUGGGUUGGGCCACUUGCACUCUCUAGUUUGUACUCUGCCCCUAAUUUGAUAUAUGACCUUGGGCAAGUCAUUUACCUUCUCUGGGCCUCAGUUGCCUCAUCUGUAAAAUGAGGGAGUUGGACUAGAUUAGUUAUUCCAGCUCUGAAAUUCUAAGUGACCUUGCCUACCUUGCAGCAGUUUUGGAUUUUUCCUUACCUUUGCUCUGCUGUUUGAGGUUGGUUUUUUUUUUUUUUGUUUGUUCUUUGUUUUUUUUUUUUACUUAUUUCGAUGUUAUUCAAAUGAGACUAGGCUUGAUAUUUUAUUACUGUUCUCCUAUGGACAAGAAGUUACAUAAUAUUUCCUUAAGACUUAGUUUUAACCAAAGGCCUAGCAUCAUCUUAGGAGCUGCAAUAAACACUUUACAAAAAAAGAAAAAAGAAAAAAAUGGGGGGGGGGGAAGCCUUCAUUUUAUUUCUCCAUCAUCUCUGUUUAAAGUUCAUUAAGGCUUUUUUUUUGAGUCAUGACUUUCUAGCUUCCAAGAUGGUAUAUAUGUGAUACCAACCUCCUAAAUGCUGUGUGCUGGUAAUUUUUUUUUUUUUUUUUUUUAGCUAAAAUGGAUUAAAAACCUGUUGUUAAUGUCUAAUUCUAUUAAAGGUCAUUACUUUGGGCCUUUGCUUUCUUAACUCUUCUGUGCUCAAAACAGAAAUUCCUCUGAACUGUAUCAAUUAAAAUGGUUUGUAUGACUCAAAACAAUAUUGGUAGCUGAUUAUUCACUGUAUUCUUGGCUCUUUUUAGAUACAUUUUGAUUAGAUGACUUUUGUCUGGAUCAUUCCUUUCAGAGUUCUCUUCCAGUCUACCCUUGGAUGAGUAUAAUUAAUGAACUUGGCUUUUUCAAGGACCUAGGGAGCCUUCCUUGGGGGUGGGUUGAGGGUGGGGGGUUGGGGAGUCCUGGUAGAGGCCAGCUCUGUGGUAGCUGGAGAGGAAGGGAUGAAAUCAGCUGCUGUUGCUAAGGUUGCUUGUCAUUGAUAGAAGGACUCAUGGGCUUGGAUUGAUUAAAAGGCUAAAUAUGGAGUUGGCAAACUUCCUCCAAGUAUUGAGUUCUGUUCAAUGCAUUGGACAUGUGACUUAAGGGAAAAGUAUGAAUGCUUGUAGAUGAUGAAAACCUGGUGGGCUGCAAAGUCCAGUUUGGAAGAAGUGACUAGGGGGUUGUGGACAGAUUUGGUGAUCAUAUUUCCCAACUCUGUUUCCUCCCCUGAAGUCAGAGGAAUGCAGCUCUGCCAAAACUCAAAGAAGAGCCACUCUUAGCUUCUGCUUUUGGGAAAACUGGUCAGCUGAUUGCUCCAGUAGUCCCUUUGUGGCUUUCUGUAUACUUUUGCCUGGUUGAAGUCUGUGGCUAAAAAAAUAGUUGAAUCUUUCUUGAGAACUCUGUAACAAAGUAUGUUUUUGAUUAAAAGAAAAAGCCAAUUAAA
Messenger RNA from Galeopterus variegatus (Sunda flying lemur), 8308 nucleotides. RefSeq names its product SMAD family member 4 (gene SMAD4). Lineage: Eukaryota; Metazoa; Chordata; Mammalia; Dermoptera; Cynocephalidae. Gene Ontology annotation, cellular component: heteromeric SMAD protein complex. Gene Ontology annotation, molecular function: I-SMAD binding; DNA-binding transcription factor activity, RNA polymerase II-specific; RNA polymerase II cis-regulatory region sequence-specific DNA binding. The record is from RefSeq and is a predicted model, not a curated record. Gene Ontology annotation, biological process: BMP signaling pathway; regulation of transcription by RNA polymerase II; SMAD protein signal transduction. Bases 311 to 1969 code for a protein of 552 amino acids. The transcript is spliced from 12 exons.